This is a messenger RNA of Trypanosoma cruzi, 837 nucleotides long. Its product is annotated as mucin-associated surface protein (MASP), putative. The record is from RefSeq and is a predicted model, not a curated record. The transcript has a single exon. The coding region runs from base 1 to 837 and encodes 278 amino acids. NCBI's taxonomy places the organism in Eukaryota, Euglenozoa, Kinetoplastea, Trypanosomatida, Trypanosomatidae.
AUGGCGAUGAUGGUGACUGGCCGUGUGCUGCUGGUGUGUGCCCUCUGCGUGCUGUGGUGCGGUGCCGGCGGUGGUGGAUGUUCUGAAACAACUCCAGAUCUUCCGGGUGGUGCGUCUCAAGGUGGCAAUAAUCCUGACAGUAGAACACACACCACUAAUGGCGCUGGAGGAGGUGUCAAAUCCAGUGUGCCGGCAGAGCCACAAUUACCGGCAGAAUCGGUGACAGACUUAAGUUUAGCGGCAGCGGGAGCAGAUGUAUCAGCGGCACAACAAUCCGGGAAACAAGCAUCAGAAAUGGAAGAAGAAAAGAUGAAAAACAAGAAAGAAAGAACGGAUGAGAAAGAAAAGCACGAAGAUGACGAGGAGGAUGAUGACGAGGAGGAAGAGGAAUAUGAAGAGGAAGAAAUAGAUGAAGAUGAUAAGAAUAAAGAAGAGGGGGAAACGAAAGAAGAAAAAGAAGAUAAGGAGAAGGAGGAGAAGAAAAUCAAAGAAGAUGAUACCGACACCACAAAGGGGAUGUCAACAGGCAGUGAGGAGCCGCCAAUUAUAUCUUCUGGUGUAGAGGGAGCAGCGAACCAAACAAAACUUAAAAGUACACAAACGCCUGGCGACAGUGACCCAGCAGCCGAUGGUGCGGUAACUCGAGAGGAAAAGCGAAAUGAAAGUAAAGAAGCCAAUCCGAAAGAAACACCAGUCGAAGCCACAGCCACGAAAAAUACAACGGCGACGACUGGCGACAGUGACGGCGGCACCGCGGUCUCCCACACCACCUCCCCUCUUUUGCUUCUUCUUGUUGUUGCGUGUGCGGCUGCUGCUUCUGCGGUGGUGGCCGCGUGA